CCGUUUAUCACAACGUCACCUAGGUCGCAAUUCGAACCAUGCUAGGAAAGCUUUGUUGAAAAGGCACAUACUUCAGCAUUGCUUCCUUUGCCGCGCCGACUGCUUGUAGAUCCCCAAGGCGCAUUUCGCGCCCUCACGCUGGUCUGACCGCCAACUGCCAGCCGCGGUGUUCGCAAUCCAAUACUCCGCCGGGACGAGCCUCAGACAAGAUGUGCCACGCUGUGCCGAUACUUUGCCGAAGGUAGCUGGAAGCUGAGAUUAGCCCUGGCUGCGGAAACCGGCGAAGAUGGGCCAGGGAUUCUCCCUUGCUGCUCCCCGCGCGGGGUCCGCCAGCAUCGACGUCCCCGAGCUCUCCGACUUGGUUUACGAACGCUCCGUCGGCACUGGCGGCUUCAUGAAGAGCAUCCGGGCGAGGCGACAUGACGGCGUAGUGCUUGCCAAGGUUCUCAUCAAGCCGUAUCCCAUGUCGCUGGACAAAUACAAGCAGGAGAUCAUCCGCGAGCGGCGAGCCCUUGCUGAUGUGCCGAACGCCCUGCCGUACCAACGAGUAGUCGAGACCGAAACGAACGGUUACCUUGUCCGCCAGUUCCUCUACAAUUCUCUUUACGACCGCCUCAGUACCCGACCGUUCUUGGAGGACAUCGAAAAGAAGUGGCUCGCGUUCCAGCUUCUAUGCGCGCUCCGCGACUGCCACGCAAAAGGCGUCUACCACGGCGACAUCAAGACCGAAAAUAUACUGGUGACCUCUUGGAACUGGCUCUAUCUCUCCGACUUCUCCUCGUCCUUCAAGCGCGUCACGUUGCCCGAGGACAACCCAGCCGACUACUCCUACUUCUUCGACACCUCUGGCAAGAGAACCUGCUACAUCGCUCCCGAGAGGUUCCUGCCGCCUGGCGAGGAACCCGAUCCGAAUGCGAAGGUGACAUGGGCGAUGGAUAUCUUCAGCGCCGGCUGCGUCAUUGCCGAGCUGUUCCUCGAGACCCGCCUGUUCAGCCUGAGCCAGCUUUUCUCGUACCGGAAGGGGAAGGGAGACUAUGAUCCUUUCAUCACGUACCUCAGCAAAAUUCCGGACAAAGACCUUCGCGAGAUGAUCGCCCAUAUGAUACAGCUGGAUCCCCAAAAGCGGUACGCGGCGGAGCAGUACCUGGAGUUCUGGAAGGGCAAGGUGUUCCCGGAAUACUUCUACAGCUUCCUGCACCAAUACAUGGAGCUGAUCACCAACCCUUUAUCUGGCCAGAACGCCUCCGCUGGGGCUGCGAGGAAUCUUAGCGAGCCUGACCAACGGAUCGAGCGGGUGUGGCUCGACUUUGACAAGAUCUCUUACUUUCUUGGAUACCAGGAUGGCGGUCUUCGCGCUGAGCAGCGCCGUCUCUCCCCCAGGCUUGGGCUGGCCCACUUCCCCGUGCGGUUGAACAUCCCGAAUAAUGAACACUACGUCUCGGCCGAUAAGCAGCCGUCUGCCGACGAUGGCACCCUCAUCUUCUUGACCCUGGUUGUCUCGUCGCUUCGCAACACUGCGCAUGCGUCCGCAAGGAUCAAGGCAUGCGAUAUAUUGCUUGCUUUCGCCGAGCGGCUGACUGACGAAGCGAAGCUGGACCGCGUUCUUCCCUACCUCGUCGCCCUGCUAAAGGACAAAUGCGACAUGGUUGUGGUUUCCGCGGUUCGCGCCAUCACCCAGCUUCUCGAUCUCGUCAAGGUCAUCACGCCGGUGAACUCGCAGAUCUUUCUGGACUACAUCAUGCCGCGGAUGGAAUCACUGCUGCAGGACACGCAGCGUACGCCCAGUCCGCUUGUCCGCGCGACGUACGCCUCCUGUCUCGGGAAACUGGCCGUGACUGCGGACCGCUUCCUCGCCAUGGCUGCGACGCUGCGAGCGGACGGAUCCGCGGCCCUUGCCGAUCCCGAGGUUGAGGCCGGGAACGAGCCAGAGGCGGCCUUCGGCGGGCUGUUUGACGGCGCUCGCCGGGAGCUGUCGGACGUAUUCGAGUCCCAGACGAAGAUUCUCAUUGAGGACUCGGAGCCGUUUGUUCGGAGAGCGUUCCUCACCUCGGUACCCGAUCUUUGCGUCUUCUUUGGCGCAGCGCAGGCUAACGACAUCAUCCUCACUCAUCUAAACACGUAUGUGAACGACCGCGACUGGAUGCUGAAGUGCGCCUUCUUCGACACCAUUGUGGGCAUCUCAGCGUUUCUGGGAAGCAACACUUUAGAAAAGUUCAUCCUGCCCCUCAUGGUCCAGGCGAUUACCGAUCCAGAGGAGCAUGUGGUACAGGGGGCGCUGCACUCCCUGGCAGAGCUGGCGAACCUGGGGCUCCUCACGAAGCAGACCUAUCUCGAGCUUAUCGGCAUCACUGGGCGGUUCACCAUGCACCCCAACGUCUGGAUUCGUGAGUCGGCUGCCGACUUCAUCUCGGCCGGUACGCGCUUCUUGAGUCCAGCCUAUCUCCGAGUUCAGGUGCUUCCGCAGCUCGCACCCUAUCUCAAGCCCCACCACAUACCGGCUUUCGACGAGCUCAGCUUGCUCGAGGCCCUCCAGAAACCGCUAUCUCGGUCGGUGUUCGACCAAGCCAUGCUGUGGGCGUCCAAGACAGAUAGAGGCGAUUUCUGGAAGCCCUUCAGAAAACUUCGCGACGCCAUUUCGGGGCCGAUCUCAUCCAGGCCAGCGGAGUCAAACCCGCAGCUGCUACUCAAGGCUUCGAGGAACGAGGAGGACGAGCAGUGGCUGAACAAGCUGCGAAACCUAGGCCUUGCCCCAGAGGACGAGCCCAAACUGCUCGCGCUCAGGGAGUUCAUCUGGCGCUUAAGCCAGAUCAAGACAAGGGACUCGACCGCGCAAGAGACAGCGAAUACUGCAGUGCUCAACAGCAUAAUCCCGCUCCGUAGCCUCGGUAUCAGACCCCAGACUGUCUUGUUCGACGAAGAGCCGCUGGCGAGCCCUGCGAUAAACCCUGAGCAGGACACGAGCGCUCCACGGACGAUCAGGGACGCCCUUCUCGACGCUUCCAUGUCGAUCGAUGACCCUGUCGGCAAGAGGCGGCGAGCUGCCCUGAAUAAUCACCGCUCUCUGCUCGGCAGCAGGGACAACAUGUCACCCACAUCUGUGGACAGCAGACGCCCGCUGGAGGAUGAGUUAACCGCCUCGCCGACAACGGCAAGACAAGGCGAAAGCUCGAGAGAUACAUCCAGACGGGCAUCCGUCGUCCAAGGUAAAGCUCCCACAUCAUCACUGACGGACGAAAACGGCCCGGUCCAGGACGCUCCGUACGCCGCCAGAAGGGCCCUUCGGCAUCAGUCAAGUGCAAUCAGCCUCAUGAACCGCAAAGACAGUGCCAAAUCCGGGCCCGAGACUGGUACAACCGAGACAAAUGCGUUCGGUGAGGUGGAGGGGCCGUUCAGCCAGGCUCCAAUCCGGAUCUCGUCUCAUCCCGACACAGACUCGGCGCUAGCUCAGGCGAAAACGCGAUUGCGAGCCAACCACACGUACACCGGGAAUGACCCCAACAUUCUCAAGAUGCUGAACGCCAUGUAUGUCGACAACUACCCCCAUGAUCUUGUCGAGUACGGGCCCCUGGUCACGCCAGUUUCGCGCGACAAGUCCACCAGAUCAGCGGCGUCCCAACAGGGAGCGGAUGACAGGUGGCGACCCUCUGGAAAGCUUGUGGCCACGUUCUCCGAACACACCGGCGCUAUCAACCGAAUCGUCGUCUCUCCGGACCACCAGUUCUUCCUCACCGGCGGGGACGACGGGUGCGUCAAGGUCUGGGACACGGCACGGCUUGAACGGAACAUCACUCACCGGUCGAGGCUUACGCACAAACACGCUGCGGGCGCCAGGGUGCUGGCGCUGUGCUUCAUCGAGAACACGCACAGCUUUGUCAGCUGCGCCAGCGACGGUAGCGUUCACAUAAUCAAGGUCGAGACCGUGCUCAGCGGUGUCAAUUUCCGCUACCCCCGGCUCCGCGUCCUGCGCGAGUACCAGCUCGUCGACGGCGAGUUCGCUGUGUGGUGCGAGCACUUCAAACAGGAAUCCAACUCGGUCCUGGUUCUCGCCACGAACAAGUCCAACAUCCUGGGCAUCGACCUCCGGACCAUGUCGCUCCUCUACAAACUCGAAAACCCCGUGCACCACGGGACGCCGACCUGCUUCUGCAUCGACCGCAAGCGCAACUGGCUCUGCCUGGGCACGUCACACGGCGUGCUCGACCUCUGGGAUCUGCGGUUCAAGAUGCGGCUCAAGGGCUGGGGCGUGCCCGGCAAGGGCUCCAUCUACCGGCUCUGCAUCCACCCGUCCAAGGGCCGCGGCAAAUGGGUCUGCGUGGCGGGCGGCACGGGGCAGGGCGAAGUGACCGUCUGGGACCUCGAGCGCACGCUCUGCCGCGAGAUCUACCGCGUGGGCGGCAACAAGGAAGGACCGAAGGGCUACGAGGCGUGGGAGGUCGACGAGGACAAGCCCGAGAGCAUGCUGGGCCGCUUCGCGACCAACAUCGAGCCCUCCGCGGCCACGGGAAACGCCGACCGCGGCGUACGCGCCAUGCUUGUUGGCACCGGCACCGGCACCGGCGGCGGCAGCGGCGCAGACGACCAUUACUCGCAGCGCGACGUGCGCCACGCGUUCAUCAUCACGGCCGGCUCCGACAAGAAGCUCCGGUUCUGGGACCUCGCGCGCAUCGAGAACAGCGUCGUGUUCAGCGGCCUGCAGCCCGACGAGGGCAGGCCGACCUUCACGGCGAGCCACCCCACGCCGUCGAUGACGCUGAAUACGGAGCGGUGGCCGAGGCCGGUCGGCUCGUCUUCGUCAGCGGCGGCUGCUGCUAACGGAGCGGGCACGCGCACUUCGGGCCGCGCGCCGGGGAGCCGGCCGCCCCGGUCGACGGUCAUCUCGCUGCAGCAACAGCAGCUUCUGAAGAGCCACCUGGAUGCGGUGACGGACGUGGCGCUGCUGGAGUCGCCCUAUCCGAUGUCGGUGUCGGCAGACCGCAGCGGGGUGGUGUUUGUCUUUCAGUGAGGGUCUUUAGUUACCUAUGAUGUCUCACAUUCAUAGUCACGCGUCGCAUGGGUUUGUCUGAAGGGGUGUUGAGCUGGAAGGAAGGGGAGUUUGGGUGGCGAUGGACAUGGCGUGGUGGGAAUUGGAUUCUGGGUUUGGAAGUGGGUGGCUGAUUUGGUUUAGUCUACUUGGGGUGUUAGCUAACUUAGCAUUGACUUGAUGCGCUUACCACAGUAUGGACGAAGAGUGCAGGUGAUAUCUUCGCUCUCCUUCGCUUGGUGUGAGGUCGGAGUGGAAUCGUAAUGGCAAGGGUUAGGGUGGCGAUAACCAUGUGGCCCCACUUAGAUAUCACUUCAGCCUUGUGGAGCUUGAUUGCUG
This is a messenger RNA of Thermothielavioides terrestris NRRL 8126, 5359 nucleotides long. RefSeq lists its product as uncharacterized. Lineage: Eukaryota; Fungi; Ascomycota; Sordariomycetes; Sordariales; Chaetomiaceae. Gene Ontology annotation, molecular function: protein binding; protein serine/threonine kinase activity; ATP binding. The transcript is spliced from 2 exons. Gene Ontology annotation, biological process: late endosome to vacuole transport; protein targeting to vacuole; protein phosphorylation. The record is from RefSeq and is a predicted model, not a curated record. The coding region runs from base 287 to 5002 and encodes 1571 amino acids. Gene Ontology annotation, cellular component: phosphatidylinositol 3-kinase complex, class III, type I; late endosome; phosphatidylinositol 3-kinase complex, class III, type II.